Bipolaris oryzae ATCC 44560 is the source of this 666-nucleotide messenger RNA. RefSeq lists its product as uncharacterized. Lineage: Eukaryota; Fungi; Ascomycota; Dothideomycetes; Pleosporales; Pleosporaceae. The record is from RefSeq and is a predicted model, not a curated record. Bases 1 to 666 code for a protein of 221 amino acids. The transcript has 5 exons.
AUGGCUGUCAGUAGAGAGGUUUUGCACGUCCAUUAUACAUGGAUAGUCGAGCAAGGGCGACGGGAAGGACAAGGGCGCAGUGACUUGGAAGUACCUAGCGGUAGUCUGCCGCCCGCGGCCUCAGGUGGGUUGUCGUGGGUAUCGUGGGCCACCGUGGGCACUGGGCUAGAGAGCGGCACGGUUGGGCCCGCGAAUGAUGCCUGCGCCACCACAUCGUUGCACACUAGCCAGCCCGUGCUGCGUCCAGCUGCGCCCCUCGGACCCAGUUCCGUGCCGCGUGUUGCUGUCUUGCCGCCCUCACGUGACUAUAGCCGGUUCCCGAGUGCCCGCCAGGUCCUUGUGGCUGCCUCCAUCUGUUUCUGGCAUGUUUCGCGCAGGCGGCACUCUGCACGCCCAACCGCCAUUUCACACUUUCAACUCUAUCGUGGGGCCUGGCGGAGCAGUCGGCGCCCCCACGUUGAUCCGUCGUCAUCGUGUGUGUGUGUACUGCUAGUACCAUCUCUCAAAUUGGCUUGGAUGCUCCAUGGCGCAGUUGCUGCCCCGCAUCCAGACGUGGAAAAAGGCACGAGUAGCAAGCGAGCAUUUUCGCACCAUGUUUCCACUUCAGGACCCGACCUGUUGCGUGUGCGUGGUAGCAUGUACCCAGACCUAUUUGCGUCACCUUGA